This is a messenger RNA of Arabis nemorensis, 1506 nucleotides long. Lineage: Eukaryota; Viridiplantae; Streptophyta; Magnoliopsida; Brassicales; Brassicaceae. The record is from the annotation of a GenBank genome assembly.
AUGGUUUUAUUUUCCGAUGGUCAGUCAGUUUCCACCAUCAACAGAAGCUCGAGACGGUUCGUGCACAGAGUCAUUAACAUCCAUCGUUUCCCUGAAAUUACAAGACGGGACAAAGGCCAAAACUCGCAGUACCACGAGGAGACUUGCUCGGUGUCUGGUAAGAUUGAAGUGAAUCCAAGAGAGAUACGAGAACAAUGGGUGAUCUUGAUCAAAGACAAGAUGGAGAAAGCACUUAAAGACGUCACCACAUCUAGUUGGGACAAGCUUUGUAUCUAUAGAGUCCCACAUUACUUGCAAGAAAACGACAAGAAGUCCUACUUCCCUCAAACCGUCUCGCUUGGUCCAUACCACCAUGGCAACAAACAUCUCCUUCCCAUGGAGUGUCACAAGUGGCGUGCGGUCAAUAUGGUCCUGAAACGUACGGAGCUAGGCAUCGAAAUAUAUAUGGACGCCAUGAAAGAGCUCGAGGAGAUGGCUCGUGCUUGCUACCAAGGUCCCAUUGAAAUGAGUAAUUAUGAGUUCACAGAAAUGCUUGUUCUGGAUGGUUGUUUUGUUCUUGAGCUCUUCAAAGGAACCAUUGAUGGAUUCCAGGAAAUCGGAUAUGCACCAAAUGACCCGGUCUUUGCAACGCGAGGAUUGAUGCAUUCGAUUCAGCGUGACAUGGUAAUGCUGGAAAAUCAACUUCCUUUGUUCGUUCUAGACCGAUUGUUAGAGCUACAGCUCGGUACACAGUACCAAAUUGGUUUAGUUGCACAACUAGCAGUUCAGUUCUUUGAUCCACUAAUGCCUACGGGGGAGGAGUUGACCAAAAAGAACAAGUUAAAAUCCAAGUUGAAAUCUGUUUGCUCACCAAGUGACAAUGGCGAGUCGCAUUGUUUGGAUGUUUUCCACCGAAGUCUCUUCUCGACACCGAAUCCGAAAAGUCCAACGUACAUAUCGUCUCGAAAACAACAACUGAUACAUUGCGUGACAGAACUAAGGGAAGCAGGUAUAAAGUUUAGGAGAAAGGAAACUGACCAGCUUUGGGAUAUUGAAUUCAAAAAGGGUUAUCUAAAGAUACCCAAACUACUAAUCCACGACGGAACCAAGUCUCUCUUCUCAAAUCUUAUAGCUUUUGAGCAAUGCCAUAUCCACUCGAGCAACAACAUAACAUCCUACAUACUCUUCAUGGACAAUCUAAUUAACUCUGCUGAAGAUGUGAGCUACUUGCACCAUUGUGGUAUCAUAGAGCAUUGGCUAGGAAGUGAUUCUGAAGUUGCGGAUCUGUUCAACCGGUUAUGUAAAGAAGUGAUUUUUGACCCAAAAGACAGUUAUUUAUCUCAGCUGUCCGGUGAAGUUAACCGCUACUAUAGUCGUAAGUGGAAUUCUUUAAAGGCUACCUUAAGACACAAGUACUUCAAUAACCCGUGGGCAUAUUUCUCUUUUUCUGCUGCAGUUAUUCUUCUAUUUCUCACAUUCUCUCAAAGUUUCUAUGCUGUUUAUGCUUAUUAUAGGCCAUCUUCUUAA